UUUUUAAUGCCAUUGCUUCGCGUUUCGUGAUUGACGUGAGUGUCGUACUGCAAUUCUCAAUAGUAAACUGCAUCGUAAAGACCUAUUGCACUUUAUUUAUUUCUACUGAUAACUUAAAUUUCUAAAUAUUUAAUUAAAAUGUGAUUAUUUUUGAGAUACGAGAAGAACUGACUGAAUUUCAAAAUGAGGACGCGGCUGCCUCGGUGCCGCAUCUUCUCCACCCGAGUCGUGGUGCUGUUCUCCAUCCUCCUGGGGUUCGGAGCGUACUGCUAUUACUACAGCAUCCCAUCGUACCCGAAACCAAGAGUCAGCUUGAACAAUGCCCUUGAACUGGACCUCAAAAGACCUCCGAAAUUCUUCCAUGAACCAAUACGUCAAGACCAGGUAAAUGAAGAUGUAUGCCCGUUGCUCAAAGAGAGUUCAGCCGAUAUCGACACCGUUUUAAUCUAUCCAUCAUUCGACUUCCAGCCGAGCUGGAUGAGGACGAAGGAGUUUUGGGAGCAGUCCUUCGAGGACCGCUACGAAAAGAUUAAAAACGACUCUCGCCGACCGACAUUGAAGGUGUUCGUCGUGCCCCACUCUCACAACGACCCCGGUUGGCUGAAGACAUUCGAGCAGUACUUCGAAUGGAAGACAAAGAACAUUCUGAAUAAUGUCGUCCGCAAACUGCACGAGUACCGCAACAUGACCUUUAUUUGGGCCGAGAUAUCCUUCCUCAGCGCUUGGUGGGACCGCGCACACCCCGUCAAACAAAAGGCAAUGAAGAAACUGAUCAAAGAAGGUCGCCUUGAGAUCACGACAGGAGGCUGGGUGAUGCCCGACGAAGCCUGCACUCACAUCUACGCUCUUGUCGACCAGUUCAUUGAAGGUCAUACUUGGCUCAAAACCAACUUGGGCAUCACUCCCAAAAUUGGAUGGUCCAUCGACCCUUUCGGCCACGGGCCUACCGUGCCUCACUUGCUCGAUCAGAGUGGCCUCGAAGGCGCCAUCAUUCAACGCAUCCAUUACGCGUGGAAGCAAUGGCUGGCCCAGCGACAAAUCGAGGAAUUUUACUGGAUACCAGGCUGGUCCACGAACAAACCUAAUCUAGUCAUUCACAACCAACCCUUCGACAUUUACUCGAUUAAAAGCACCUGCGGUCCGCAUCCCUCCGUCUGCCUCAGCUUCGACUUCAGGAAAAUACCUGGCGAGUACUCGGAAUACAUGGCCAAACAUGAGGAGAUCACCGAUCACAACCUCCAGAGCAAAUCCAAAACCUUGAUAGAAGAAUACACCCGCAUCGGCUCCCUGACUACUCACAACGUGGUCCUGGUGCCCCUCGGCGAUGACUUCCGCUACGACUACGCUUCCGAAUUCGACAGCCAAUAUAUCAAUUACAUGAAAAUGUUCAAUUACAUCAAUAGUCACAAGGAUCAAUUUAAUGCUGAGGUCCAGUUCGGCACUCCUCUUGAUUACUUCAAUGCUGUAAAGGAAAGACAUAAUAAAAUACCAACAUUGAAGGGAGAUUUCUUCGUUUAUUCAGAUAUUUUCAGCGAAGGCAAGCCGGCGUACUGGUCCGGAUACUACACCACCCGGCCCUACAUCAAGAUCCUCGCUAGGCAGCUGGAACAUCAGCUGCGAACCUCUGAAAUUUUAUUCACGUUGGUAGCAAAUCAUAUAAAACAAUCGUCUGAUGAAAAACUCGAUGCUUCGCAAAAACGUUUGGAGAAGUCCUACGAACAGUUGAUUAUCGCCCGCAGGAACCUCGGGCUCUUCCAGCAUCACGACGCCAUCACUGGAACGUCGAAGGCCAGCGUAAUGUAUGAUUACGGAACUAAACUUUUCACAAGUUUGUAUCACUGCAUCAGGUUGCAAGAGGCUGCCUUAGCAACGGUCAUGUUACCUGACAGUACGAUCCACAACAAGAACGUCAUCCAAAGCGAAAUCGAAUGGGAGAACUAUGGCAAACCGGUUAAGAAGUUGCAAGUCUCGUUGAUUGAUAGGAAGAAGAUCGUACUAUUCAAUCCUCUAGCAGAGCAGCGAACCGAAGUAAUCACCGUUACCACCAACACCACCAACAUCAGGGUUUACGAUACACGUAAGAAGGAAUACGUUCUGUAUCAGAUCACACCAAACAUCGAUGUGCGCGAUGACGGCAAACGGAUUCUAAGCGAGACCAAUUUCGAAAUUCUGUUCAUGGCGACGCUACCCGCGCUGACCUCCGUCACCUUCAACCUCGAGGAGCACACUAACCGAUCUCAUCAUUGCGAAGUAUUCUGUCUCAGUUGCCAGAACGAGCCCAAGAACCCAGAAGAGAAACCUCUGUUUGUCACGAAGAAAAUGAUGCCCGGAGAUAUUCAACUCGAAAAUUCUGUCCUGACUUUAUUAAUCAACAGAAACACUGGAUUUCUGCGUCAGAUAUAUAGAAAAGACGUCAAAAAGAAGAAUGUGGUUGAAAUGCGGUUCGGUGCCUAUCAGAGCGCUCAAAGACAUUCAGGCGCCUAUUUGUUCAUGCCCGACUACGACUCGCCAGAGCGGAACGUGUUGCUCCCGUACUCCAACUGGAACAACCAAAACGACGACAACAUUAUCAUCGUGUCCGGCCCGAUCUCCACCGACAUCACCACCAUGUACUUGCCUUUUUUGAUACACACUGUUAGGAUAUUCAACGUAGAAGACCCAGUACUCUCUCGAGGUGUCCUUAUAGAAAACGUCGUUGAUUUUGGGGACCCACCAAAGAAUCGAGAGACCGAAUUGUUUAUGAGGAUUCAAACAGAUAUACAGAACGGCGAGCCCCCAGAAUUCUAUACCGAUCAGAAUGGAUUCCAAUAUCAGAAAAGGGUAAAGAUCGACAAGUUGGGGAUCGAAGCCAACUACUACCCUAUAACGACAAUGGCAUGGAUACAGGAUGAGGAAACGCGCAUGACCUUGGUCACGAACCACGCUCAGGGCGCCUCGUCCUUCGAGCCCGGCUUGUUGGAAGUUAUGUUGGACCGUAGGACUUUGUACGAUGACUUCAGAGGCGUCGGGGAAGGAGUCGUCGAUAACAAGCCCACCAUUUUCCACAACUGGCUUUUAUUGGAAUCCACGCAGGAGCAGAGGCCUAAGAGAGACACGAGUGAGAAAGGAUAUAAACAUGUCAGCGAAAGGCAAUUCAAUCCGAAUCAAAAGGACUCCGCAUAUGUAUUGCCGUCAGAAAUGGCUGAUUAUAUGAGCAGGGCGAUGAACUACCCGGUGAAUGUUUAUCUAGUGGAUACGAGCGAGGUGGGAGAGGCGGAGGUGAAGUCUUCGCAGACGUUCGUGAAGGAGUUUCCGGCGGGGGUGCACCUGUUGACGCUGCGCACGAUCAGCGAUGAGGUGCUGGAGCAGACGCCGAGCACGCGCUGCUACAUGGUGCUGCAGCGCUCCGGCCGCGACUGCCACGUGGGGCUCCCGCUCAACAGAUCUGCCACCUUCUCUACCCGGACAGAGUUCAACGGCCUCCGCAUCCACAACCUCACUGCCGUCAGCCUCACCGGCUUGAAGACCUACGAGGACCUCGACGGACUACAUAGCAUCAAAAUGAAACAGAUGGAGGUGAAAACAUUCAAAAUCCGGUUUUGAAGACUGUUUAGACAUUAAGUUGGUUUGUACGUUUUUACUUGCCUAAAUAUUUUUUGGUGAGAUUUGAAUGCGGGUGAGUAAUGAAAUGGUGCAGUUUUGAUGGAAACGAGAAGUCUGUGUGUGGCGGCGGCCGCCGAUUGGUGCAAUUGGUGAAUCUCGAAAUUAUUUAAUAUUCUAUCGGCUAUUUGAAAAAAAUAACAUUAAAUUAACAAGUAAAUUUAUUCUAUUCCAAUCUCAUAGACCUAGUAUCUAGGUAAAUCUACCUCAGGACCAAAUGAUAUACCUGUUUGAAUCUGAAUGAAAUAUACAAUUAAAAUAAAAAUAAAUCAAUAAUAUCAUAUUAGUUUAAUAUUCUAUUUAUACCCAGAUUAUGGUCGCUCUCUCUAAAUGAUAACCAAAAAUUGCUCGCGCAGUAAAAUGGUUAUAAAGUUUAUUUAAUAUGUACCUACAAAUACUAAUUAAAGAUCUCUAUCCUAAUUUGAGGUUGAUGAAUUUGUGAUGGGAAGUCCUAAAUUUUCACGUGGAAUUAACUAAAUGCCGAAAAAUUUGAUGAUAUCCUAUAGAAUUUCACUUUAAAAUUAGUUAUCGAUAUAGGAAUAUAUCAAUGAGCUUUAUUUAAAUUAUGUUUUCUAUCAGUAAGAUUAAAAAAAGAUCGUUUACACUAUAACAUAUUAAAAAAUUAAUGUGUACAUUAUAAAAAAAAUAUAAAUAUUCUUAGCUUCCAAAGUAAUGUAACAGCUUUACAAAUUGUCAACUGUCGCAAACGUUAGUAAUAUGCAUUAUCUUAGGCUGUCAGAUUAAAAUUAUCUCUGUAAAGUAUAUAACUAAUAGACAAUAAUUAUAUUUCCCCCCUAUUUCUGCAAUUAAAGCAUUGAAUACAAAAAAUUAAUCAAAAGUUAUAGCACAAUCUAUUAAUUUUUGAGUGGGAGUGUAGGACAGUACCUAAGUAUCUAUAUAAUUAGAUGCUGUUUGUAUAGUGGAAACCAUUAUGUUAAAGUACACAUUUUUAGCUAGAUAUUUUUAGUGUUAAACCUUUAAAGAUUUAUAAUUUUCAGUCGGUAAAUUUUUUUUCGGAAGAGUAUGUAAAAUAUGAAAAUAAAAUUCAGUAAUAUGAGGUUAAAUUUAUUACUAUUAAAUAUACCUAAUAUUUGAUAGUAAUAAAUUUAACCUCAAUCAUAAAAAUAUAAAGCAUAUUUCAAGCUAAAAUAUGUUUUUUCUCGUUCUGUCAAUGUCAAAUAUUGUAAAGUGCGUUAGUGACAAACAUAUGUAUUUGAGAAUUUUAAAUUGAAAUGAAAUGAGAAAAAGAAGUGAAUUUAGGAUCUCCAGUUGCCGUAGAGCGGCGCAUCAACCUCAGGACCCGUGAGCGCUCAUUUGAAGUCAUUUAUUUGAAAAAUAUUUUUCAUAAAUUAUACAACUACAAUAUUACUGACAUCAACACUUUUAGAAAACAAUUUUAAUAAUUUUCUUGUAUAUUUAUAAUUGAUUUCAAAUGGUGCUAAUGGGUUCUCGUUAGCCCUAAUAUUUCCUAAAUUAAGUUAAAUAUAAUUUAUAUAGAUAGCCUGUGAUAAAUGCUGUUUUAUAAAUAAAAUAGGACUGUAAUCAAAUCACUGUAACCCGCCCCGGUGCCUCUUGGCUUUGAAUAGUUUAUGCUAAUUUUAAGCCGUCGGUGAG
Plodia interpunctella (Indianmeal moth) is the source of this 5253-nucleotide messenger RNA. It is a transcript of the gene alpha-Man-IIb, whose product is annotated as alpha-Mannosidase class II b. The transcript is spliced from 8 exons. Gene Ontology annotation, biological process: protein deglycosylation; mannose metabolic process; N-glycan processing. Gene Ontology annotation, cellular component: Golgi membrane. The record is from RefSeq and is a predicted model, not a curated record. Gene Ontology annotation, molecular function: alpha-mannosidase activity; carbohydrate binding. The coding region runs from base 184 to 3582 and encodes 1132 amino acids. NCBI's taxonomy places the organism in Eukaryota, Metazoa, Arthropoda, Insecta, Lepidoptera, Pyralidae.